AUGAAAAUAGUUGUACCAACUGUCAAAAAGAAACUACAACAAAUUUUGCUGUCAAAACACAUGUGUGCUUGCAGUGGGUUUACGACGGUGUGCUAUUGAUAUGUUCGAAAGUAAUUCUGAAAGGACUCGGAGGGUUUAAGUGGUGACAGUCAUCAGUUCGGUGCCUGUCUAUUAUUUUCGCGGUUAUUUAAAGCAGUUUAGGAUUGUUAUUAUUUAAAGCUAAUGUGAAGUGAAUGUGCGAAGCCCGUUAUAUUUUUCUGAAAGUUAAAAUUAACAGGAAUCUAGUAUCCCAAAAUGACUUCGUUAUUUGACCAGUAUGAACAAGCUUCUCAGCGUGUGAGAGGAACAACCGCACCAAUUAUUCGCCCAGAGAUGAGUACAACAGGUUUCAUACAUAUGAAGUUGGAAGAGGAAACACCAAUAUUCAGUAAACACAAAGUCAAUUUUUCGCCUGCGGAAAGUAUAACACAUCUAGCUGUCAGUAAUGAUCACGUUGUAGUAGCCAUGGCAAAUUAUGUGCUUUUAAGAAUUAGUGUUCAGCCACCAGAGAAGAAAGAAGAAAUAGAUCUGGGGAAAUACGCAAACCAGUUCAAGCUUGGUGGUCUGUUCCUUGAUCCAACAGGAAACCAUGUACUUCUGAGCAUGAUUUCACGGCAUACAGAUCAUGGUUCUGAACUGUUUUAUCUUUCAAAGAAAUCUAUCAAACCUAGUAAGGUUAGUAGGAACAAGAACCAUGAAGUCACAGCUGUUGGAUGGAAUCAUGCUAAUGAAUCUGAGUCAGUCACUGGGCCAAUACUUCUUGGGACAUCAAAAGGAUUAAUCCUUGAAGCAGAAAUGAGUUUUGAAGGUGACAAAAUAUUCCAGACGGGACAGCAGUAUUGGAAACAGCUCCCAAGCUAUCUGCCUCUGUACGGAACUAGAGAAGUUGAUGGUCUGGUGUUUGAUAUUGGCAAAGGAGAGAAUGUACCAAUAACAGGAUUGGAAUUCCAUCGAAUACCUAGUACAGAUACAUAUUUCAUUCUUGUGACAACUCCUUGUCGCUUGUAUCAGUUCAUUGGCAGUGUGACAAAUGCUGAAGAAAAAUUAUUUUUCACACAGAUAUUCAGCAGCUAUAUAUCAAAUCCAGAACGAUUUCAAGAAAUCCCUAGCAGUUUGAAAUAUUCCAGACUAGAGUUUCAUUACCAGACACCUAAAGGACUCCCAAAAAUCAUCGCUUGGCUAACUGAGCCUGGAAUAUUUUAUGGACAGCUUGACACUAGCAAUAGUGAUUCUGUCCUGAGCAACAGCCAGCUGCUGCAUUACCCUGCACCAUCUGAAGGGGCUCCACUUGCAUUUGUCAUCACAGAAUUUCAUACAUUAUUGCUUUUUGCAGACCAUGUGAAGGGAGUUUCCUUGCUAAAUCAUGAAUUGAUAUUUGAAGACUACUUCAGUGAGAGUGUAGGAAAACUAGUCAGCGUAACAAAGGAUCCUAUUAGAGGCACCAUUUGGGUAUAUACAGAAAAAGCUGUGUUUCGUUACAAAGUAACACAGGAAGAAAGAAAUGUGUGGCAGAUAUUUGCGAAGAAAGGGGAGUUUGAAUUGGCAAAGCAAUAUUGUAGAGACAACCCAGCACAUUUGGACCAAGUACUUGUAAAGGAAGCUGAAAUGUACUUCAAUAAAAAAGAAUAUGAGAAGAGUGCUAUCCGUUAUGCAGAAACACAUUCUUCAUUUGAAGAAAUUGCUCUGAAAUUUCUACAAGCUUGGCAAAUUGAAGCAUUGAACACAUUUCUCAAGAAGAAAUUGGAAGGCCUGAGGCCUCAAGACAAAACACAAGUCACAAUGAUUGUAAUGUGGGUCCUGGAACUCUUUCUUAACCAGUUGGGUUGUUUACGUGAUGAAGGGAAAGAGAGAACUCAACAGUACAGCAGUUUGCAGAAAGAACUAGACAGUUUCUUAAACCAACAACAAGUACAGGAAUGUGUCAAAAACAACAGAGGUACUGUUUAUGACCUUAUGGCGAGCCAUGGUGAUAAGCACAACCUUAUAAGGCUAACAAUAAUGAACAAGGAUUUUGAAAGAGUAAUUCGUCAUCAUAUCAAUGAAAAUAGCUAUUUGGCAGCACUUGAUGUGUUAAAGACUCAAAACAGGAAGGAACUCUUUUACCAGUUUACACCCGUGCUAAUACAGGCAAUUCCUCGAGAAACAGUGCAAGUCCUCAUUGAAAAAGGUCGAAGCCUUAGUCCAACUAAACUACUGCCAGCACUUGUGAGCUGUGACCGUGAGCAGGCUAAUGAGGCUAUACGAUAUCUUGAAUUCUGUGUUAAUACCCUACACUGCCAACAACAAGCUAUCCACAACUAUCUGCUGUCACUUUACGCUAGAAUGAAGCCAGAUGAGCUUAUGCAUUAUCUUGCCUCACAGGGUCAAGAACCAAGUAUGGUGUGCUAUGAUAUUCACUACGCCUUACGGCUUUGUCGUGAGCUUCACCUGACUGAGGCCUGUGUCCAGUUGUCAGCACUGCUUGGCCUGUGGGAAGCAGCAGUAGACCUUGCACUGACUGUGGAUGUUGGACUGGCAAAGCAAACGGCGAAUUUACCUCAGGCAGACAGUGAUCUGCGUAAAAAGUUGUGGCUGAAAAUUGCUCAGCAUGUGGUCAGUGAGAAGAAUGAUAUCCAGCAGGCUAUGCAGUUUCUUCAGGAAUGUGAUCUCAUCAAAAUUGAAGACAUCCUUCCAUUCUUUUCAGACUUUGUCACAAUUGAUCACUUUAAGGAUGCAAUCUGCACUUCACUGCAGGAAUAUAACCAGCAUAUUCAGGAUCUUAAAGAAGAAAUGGAAGAAGCAACCAAAUCAGCUGAAGUUAUUAGAGAAGAAAUCCAAGCUUUCCGAAACAGGUAUGCUCGUGUGCAAGUGCGAGAUGUUUGCUGUGAAUGUGAACUACAGCUGUUGAUGCGUCCAUUUUACCUUUUUCCAUGUGGUCAUCGUUUCCAUGGUGAUUGUCUACUGGCUGAAGUCACUCCUGUCUUACCUGCAGGAAAGAGAAAUAAGUUACAUGAGUUACAGCGACAGCUGCAGAGUAUGUCUGGCAGAGAUGAUGCUGUUUCUCUGGGUUCAGCAACCAUGUCUGCAAGGGACCAAUUGAAGGCUGAUAUCGACAGUAUUAUUGCAUCAGAAUGUUUGUACUGUGGAGAAUACAUGAUUAGGUCUAUUGAUCGACCAUUCAUUGAUGAUGAAGACUAUGAGAGAGUAAUGAAGGAAUGGGAAUAGUGUUUGCAGAUGUGUUCAAACCCUGCAAGUGCUGUUGUUUAUUUUUUAAAAUCUUUUUUUUUUUAAAGAGACCCUUAGUGCGCCAGAAAAAGAGAAAAUAAGAAUAAUUCAGGUUCACAUUGUCUGUAUUCUGCUUGAAUUUAAAUAGCUUAAUAUUGACAUUUUGUAAAUAAUUUGUAGAACUGUAUAAACAUUUAAACAUUGAAUUAUGUGCAAUAAAUUCCCAUUUUUUGAAAAAUGGGCUAUAAUUUGUAAACUUGUUUGUUUCAGUGCCAGGCAUUUCAUGAUUGUGUAAAAUCACAAAAUUAAAGAAGAAAUAAUAAAAGUUUAUAUCUGUUUAAUGUCA
This is a messenger RNA of Schistocerca serialis cubense, 3589 nucleotides long. RefSeq names its product vacuolar protein sorting-associated protein 18 homolog (gene dor). Gene Ontology annotation, molecular function: protein-macromolecule adaptor activity. Bases 295 to 3243 code for a protein of 982 amino acids. Gene Ontology annotation, cellular component: HOPS complex; endosome. Gene Ontology annotation, biological process: intracellular protein transport; endosome to lysosome transport; organelle fusion. Lineage: Eukaryota; Metazoa; Arthropoda; Insecta; Orthoptera; Acrididae. The transcript has 21 exons. The record is from RefSeq and is a predicted model, not a curated record.